Molecule: messenger RNA, 577 nt
Organism: Elephantulus edwardii (Cape elephant shrew)
Lineage: Eukaryota; Metazoa; Chordata; Mammalia; Macroscelidea; Macroscelididae
Gene: GET1
Product: tryptophan rich basic protein
Exons: 5
Coding region: 53-577 (174 amino acids)
Biological process (GO): tail-anchored membrane protein insertion into ER membrane
Source: RefSeq, a predicted model, not a curated record
GUGGUCCUCUUGGAGCUGCUGUAGCGGUGCUGGCGCCUGGUGAGCCUACGGAAUGAGCACCGCGGAGGCCGACAGCUGGGCGUGGCUGCUGGUGCUGAGCUUCGUGUUCGGGUGCAAUGUCCUCAGGAUCCUCCUUCCGUCCUUUUCUUCCUUCAUGUCCAGGGUACUGCAGAAGGACGCAGAGCAGGAGUCACAGAUGAGAGCAGAAAUCCAGGAUAUGAAGCAAGAGCUCUCCACCGUCAACAUGAUGGACGAAUUUGCCAGAUACGCCAGACUGGAAAGAAAGAUCAACAAAAUGACUGAUAAACUCAAAACUCACGUGAAAGCACGGACAGCUCAAUUAGCCAAAAUAAAAUGGGUGAUAAGUGUUGCUUUCUAUGUGUUGCAGGCUGCACUGAUGAUCUCACUUAUUUGGAAGUAUUACUCCGUGCCUGUGGCUGUGGUGCCGAGUAAGUGGAUAACUCCGCUAGAUCGCCUUGUAGCAUUUCCUACUAGAGUAGCAGGUGGUGUUGGGAUUACUUGUUGGAUUUUAGUCUGUAACAAGGUUGUGGCUAUUGUGCUUCACCCUUUCAGCUGA